Asparagus officinalis (garden asparagus) is the source of this 3062-nucleotide messenger RNA. Its product is annotated as histidine--tRNA ligase, cytoplasmic-like. Gene Ontology annotation, biological process: histidyl-tRNA aminoacylation; mitochondrial translation. Gene Ontology annotation, cellular component: mitochondrion. The coding region runs from base 1 to 2847 and encodes 948 amino acids. The transcript is spliced from 8 exons. NCBI's taxonomy places the organism in Eukaryota, Viridiplantae, Streptophyta, Magnoliopsida, Asparagales, Asparagaceae. Gene Ontology annotation, molecular function: histidine-tRNA ligase activity; ATP binding. The record is from RefSeq and is a predicted model, not a curated record.
AUGACUCCGGCAACCCGGCUCAGUGAACCAAGCCGGUCUAUUUCUAGGCCCGGAUUAAUCGCUCCUCUGUUAGGGUUUCGAAGCUCAUCGCUCGCGUUUUUUGAGCCGCUCCGAGCUCUGCAGUCUCCGCUUCAAUGGCGUCCUCCGUCGUCACAAUCGUCAUCCCUCUCUCCUCUCUCAGUCUACUCGAUCUCCCGUGGCUUAUCCAAGGUCAAGAUCGACUCUUCCGCUUUAGAGAGGCUCUCUCAAUCGAAGAAACCUUCUCUAAUAUCUCCCCCAAGUGACUUCCCCUCAUCAGCAAACCCUAAAUUCCUAACCCUAGAGCAAUCUCGCGCUGCCCUUGUCGUCCUCUUGAACAAGCUCAUCCUUUCAGAUUCCUACAUCCGACCCGGUAUCCCUACCCUGAUCGAAGAAACCCUAAACCUCCAGCGCGGGCACGAAACCCUGGAUUUCGGGUCGUCGUUUGGGUUCGUUGACUCCCUCUGCCGAUUGAACAACAGGAAUCUCGAUGACGUCGGAGUGACGAGCGAGGAAAUUGGAGUGAUCGAGAGUUCUUUUGCUGCUUCGGUCGGGAUCUGUGCAGUGUUAGAUUGCUGUUCCUCAUCUUUGGUGAGGCUGUGUGAUGCUGUUGCGGCAUUGACUUGUGAAGCAGCUAGGGUUGACUCGAAGGUGUUCAGUUUGUCGGUGUCAGGUGAUGGGUUUUCGAUCAAGGAUGAGACCGAUGUGGCGGCAGAUAUGAAGGUUUUGUUAUCGGAGUCGAAGCUUGCUGAUAAGGUUGAUUCGGAAUUGUUUGCAGAGAUUCCUACUGUUAAUGCUAGCUUCAGAGAAGCGGUUAGAUCUUUGCAUUCAAGAAUCAGAGUAGAAUUGAACGCUGUUGUUAAACCUAGAAAGGUAACGGGAGUUGGGAGCAGUGGUAGAGAGAAGGCAUUUGUUGCUUCUGUGCUGCCUCUCGCAAUGUCUAUCCUGUCUCUGGGCGAAAGCAGUUCAGGUCGCGCAAGAAUGGCUAUUGGUUCAAUCAUUGAUCAGGAGGUACAAGCAAAGGUGGUGGAGAGUUUUGAGAAGGGGUGUCCUAAUUUUGACAAGUUAAGAGAGAAUUUUCAAUUGAUUGCUGAAAAGGCUUCAUCCGGGGAAGAAUAUGUUGAAGUUUUGCAUUCUGUGUACAACCUUUUGGUGAAGUUUAGGGAGAUUCUUGCUUGGGAGGCAGCAGUGACUUUGUUUGUGCUCGACAUUGACGAGUCAAUUGAAAAACCCCAAGUUGGUCCUCCCGCUACCAUCAAGCAAAAUGGAGAAAAUUUUAAGGGUGAUAGAAAGAAGGAGAAGAAAAAGAAGAAGACUUUAGGGAGGGGGACUUCUGUUAUCAGGCAGCUUCUCAAAGACCGGUUUAUGUGCACAAAUGAAGCAUCCGUCGAAAAUGUCGCUGUUUUGGUUGAGUGGGCACAGGUGCUUUUGCUGUAUUUUGAUCCCAAGGACGGUGGACUUGAUUCCCUGCUGACUAAGCUGAAGGAGAUGGUUGAAAGCAAUGACAACAGGAGACUUCCAAAAAUCCCAAAAGGAACCCGCGAUUUUGCAAAAGAAAAAAUGGCCAUAAGGGAGCGUGCAUUUUCAAUCAUUGUUAACAUUUUCAAGAUGCAUGGAGCAGUUGGUCUUGAUACUCCUGUCUUUGAACUUAGAGAGACUCUUAUGGGCAAAUACGGAGAAGAUUCAAAGUUGAUAUAUGACCUUGCUGACCAGGGUGGUGAACUUUGUUCUUUGCGAUAUGACCUGACUGUUCCAUUUGCACGAUACCUUGCCAUGAAUAAUAUCAGUGCAUUAAAAAGAUACCAGAUAGCUAAAGUAUACAGAAGAGAUAAUCCAUCAAAGGGGAGAUUCCGUGAAUUUUACCAAUGUGACUUUGAUAUUGCCGGUCAGUAUGACAUAAUGGAACCUGAUUUUGAGGUUAUCAGAGUUCUGACAGAAUUGCUGAAUGAUCUGAACAUUGGUGACUAUGAGAUAAAGUUGAACCAUAGAAAGUUACUGGACGGAAUGUUGGAGAUUUCUGGCGUACCUUCUGAAAAAUUCAGAACAGUAUGUUCUAGUAUUGACAAACUGGAUAAGCAGUCAUUCCAAGAAAUCAAAAAGGAACUGGUCAAUGACAAAGGAUUGACUGUUGAAAUAGCAGAAAAGAUUGGCUUAUUCGUUCAGAAAAAAGGACCGCCUCUUGAAGUGUUGUCAGAACUGAAAAGCAAGGAUAGUCAAUUCUUGGAAAACGCUGGAUCCGUUGUUGCAUUGAAUGACUUGGAGAUUUUAUUUAAAGCUCUUGAAAAAUCAAGGUGUCUGGACAAAGUUGUUUUUGAUUUGAGCCUUGCAAGAGGUCUUGAUUAUUAUACUGGAGUUAUAUUUGAAGCAGUUUUCAGAGGCUCUACACAGGUUGGUUCUAUAGCAGCUGGAGGGCGUUAUGACAAUUUAGUGGGGAUGUUUAGCGGAAAACAGGUCCCUGCAGUUGGCGUUAGCCUUGGAAUUGAGCGAGUAUUUACAAUCAUGGAGCAGCUUGAAAAUGAUAAAAACCAGGCAACUCGUGCAACAGAAACACAAGUUUUGGUGGCUAUUCUUGGGAAAGAUCUCACUUUGGCUGCAGAGUUGGUGAGUGAACUAUGGGAUGCAAAAAUAAAAGCUGAAUUUGGACUUACCAAGAGGGUGAUGACUCAUAUCAGCCGGGCCAAGCAAUCCGGCAUCCCUUGGAUAGUGAUUGUGGGCGAGUCAGAACUAAACAGUGGCAUCAUAAAAUUAAAGAACAUUGAAGCUAACCAAGAGGAGGCAGUUCCCAGGGGACAGAUGGUUGAGGAGGUAAAAAGAAGGUUAAACAUUUGAUACAGAUAUCAUUUAUCAGCCUGCGGAUCAUAAAUGUUUUGAAUCUAAAAGAUGCCUUAGUUUGCUAUUGAAUCGAUGCUUUUUCACCAAACUAGAUUUUCUACACGUGGUUAAAUAUUGUGAUUAGGUAUUUUUGGUUUAUUUUCUUACUAAAUUUUGCUCCUUGGUUACUCUUUGAUAAUUUUUGCUCACUUUGAUCAAGUAUUUUUGGUUUA